This is a messenger RNA of Pelecanus crispus (Dalmatian pelican), 989 nucleotides long. The record is from RefSeq and is a predicted model, not a curated record. NCBI's taxonomy places the organism in Eukaryota, Metazoa, Chordata, Aves, Pelecaniformes, Pelecanidae.
AGACUAGGUGGAGUAAAACUGAGCCUGUAGGGUGAACAGCGCAAGGCUGAGGAAACAUGCAUGAAAGCAGACUGCAGAUGGGCGAGAUAAACAGGAUCCCCAGGCUGUGACUGAGUAGGCAGGCCUCUUUAAUGGCUCUUAGCAACGCCCCUGCUUUGACCCUCCUCAUAUGUGAGGAAAAUCAAAUCAAUACACUGUUCUUCAAACCACGAUGCUGCAGCAGCAGCAGGGCAUUGUGGCAGCCUUCGUCUCUUAAAUUCAUCAACGCUUUUCAGUUUGCUGAUCUCUGGAUAUCCAUCCCUGCAUCUCUGCUGAGGAAGACCCUGACUGCAUCUUUAAUCAGAUUGCUUGAGCUCCCAUGUACAACCUUCUUCUUAUUAGCAAGUAUUAGAGAUGGCUAACAGAGGACCAAGCUAUGGCUUAAGCCGAGAAGUUCAGGAAAAGAUUGAACAGAAAUAUGACCCGGAAUUAGAGUCUAGGCUGGUGAACUGGAUUAUUGUGCAGUGUGGAGAACAGAUAGAGCACCCUCCUCCUGGAAGGCAACAUUUUCAGACCUGGUUGAUGGAUGGAACGCUGCUGUGCAAGUUAAUAAACAGUUUACAUCCAAAGGGAAAUGAGCCCAUUGCAAAGAUCUCUGAAUCAAAAAUGGCUUUCAAGCAGAUGGAACAAAUUUCUCAGUUCUUAAAAGCUGCUGAAAUCUACGGAGUAAGAACAACAGAUAUUUUCCAGACAGUGGAUUUAUGGGAAGGUAAAAAUAAUAAUCUGGAAGUCAGCUUGCAGUCUUCGUUUUACUUUGCUUUGAUGUGCUAUGAUGGUGCAUUUUGUCUAAGGCAUAUUCUCUAAUGUAAUUAUCUUUUGUUUCUGUUUGCCUUACCUCAUUACCAUCUUCUUCCGGUGGUGCAUUAUCUCCUCUGAGGGAUUUAUAUUGCCCUGAGGGCAUAAUGGAACCUUUCCAAGCUCAUGUGUUAUACAAAAGCUCAUCAUUCUGA